This is a messenger RNA of Alosa alosa (allis shad), 4245 nucleotides long. RefSeq names its product actin filament associated protein 1-like 1b (gene afap1l1b). NCBI's taxonomy places the organism in Eukaryota, Metazoa, Chordata, Actinopteri, Clupeiformes, Clupeidae. The transcript is spliced from 19 exons. Gene Ontology annotation, cellular component: cytosol. Gene Ontology annotation, molecular function: SH3 domain binding. The record is from RefSeq and is a predicted model, not a curated record. Bases 860 to 3211 code for a protein of 783 amino acids.
CACACACACACACACACACACACACACACACACACACACAAACACACACACACAUACUGUACACCUUCACUGAUGGAAACUGCCUUACUGUAUGGAAGAGCGGCCAUUUGGUGAAAUUAUAUGUAAUUCAAGCCACUUGCUGAUAAGGAGAAGUGACUUUCCUCUUGUUAGGCUAAGACACUAGGUUUCCUUGCAAGUAGAACUCUUUUUGUGAUAGAGAACUUGUGAAUUGGGGAACAGGGAACCUACACUAGAAAUGGCACCUUUGUGUAAUUGUGUUAUUAGCUCAUUAUUCAAAGUGCACUUGUACAGGCCUUUGUAUUUGGUCAUCAUUCUCAGCAGUAAAGGGGACCCAGCCUAGACAUCCUUAACUGCAGGGAACAAGCCAAAGCCAACAGACAGAUGGGAUCUCCGUCAAUGACAUCAUAUUAUUUAUCCCAUGAUGUUAUGUCUUAGCUUUGCACUGUGUGUGGCAUUAUUUCAUUAUUUUUAGAGGAAGUCAAAAAUGUUAUUUCUUUAGACUGCAAUUAUGCUUUGAAGACACUAUAUACACAUACACCUACACACACAGGGAACGGAGGGGGAGGAGUGACAGGGACAGAGAGAGAGAAAGAGAGAGAGAGAGAAAGAGAGAGAGAGAGAGAGAAGAUGUGUAAACACAGUCGGUACAACCCACUUGAUAUCACUGCUUGAGUGAAGGAGAGAGUGAGGUAGUCAGUUAGUCAGUCAUGAACAGUCAUCCAUGCCAACAACCUGUGCAGACCUGUGGUGAAGAAUUCCACUGAAGAGCAGAGUUACUUUGUAUCUGACGUGGAGGGGGGAUUGCCACAUCAUUUAUUCUUCAGUGUUAGGUUGGAAAAUGGUUGUCCUCUCCUCCCCCUCGGUUUCUGAGGCUGCGAUGGAGCAUUUUGUGACGGAGCUGAACGUCCUGCUGAAGUUGCUGGACCACGAGAGUGUAAGCUCGGCCACAACAGAGAAGAUGACUGUGGUCAGGAACCUACUGAAGCAGCUGCAGCCGCCGGUGAAUGGAACGGACUUUAUAUACAUGAACACCUCCCUAUAUGGAAAUGGUACCAGUUUUGUGGAAUCCCUGUUUGAAGAGUUUGAUUGUGACCUGCAGGAUUUGAGAAACUCUCCCGAGGAAUUAAAAGAUCAAGCAGAAGAUACCUCCUCCAAGGAACCCCCCUCCAAAUCUAGUCCAACAGAUACCCCACCCCCACCCCCACUCCCAACCACGCCUCCCCCUGAAGACUACUAUGAAGAGGCGGUACCCCUGGACCCUGGCAAGUCUCCCCAGUAUAUCACCACUCGCAGAAACUCCAGCCCACCAAAUUCCAUUGAGGACGCAUAUUACGAGGACGCUGACGACAACUACCCAACUACUCGCAUGAAUGGCCCUCGCAAGAACUCCUAUAAUGAUUCAGACGCACUGAGCAGCUCCUACGAGUCCUAUGAUGAGGAGGACGACGAGGCCAAGGGCCAGGGGCGGACACGCCGGUGGCCCUCAGAGGAGAGUCCUGUGGGUCCGGUCAAGGACUGCCGCAUCGCUGACUUCCUGCUGCGGAAAAAACGCUUUGGCCAAUGGGCGAAGCAGUUAACCGUCAUCCGUGAAAAUAGACUACAGUGUUACAAAAGCCCCAAAGAUUGCACGCCACAGUUUGACCUGCCCCUCAAUCUGUGUCAGGUCAUUUAUGUCCCAAAAGAUGGACGGCGCAAGAAGCAUGAGCUUCGUUUUUCACUACCAGGGGCAGAGGCUCUUGUCCUAGCAGUCCAGAACAAGGAGCAAGCGGAGAGGUGGCUCAAGGUGGUCCGGGAAAUUAGCAGUAAGUCUAUUAGUACAGACACUCUCGAGGGCUCAUCCUCUCCAAUGAUCCAAAGGAAAGUCGAUGUAGGGAAAAUGUUUUUAGCAGACAAACAUACCUCAGACUCUGAUAGUAUAGCAAAUGGAGACAACACAUUAUCCUCCAGCCAUGGACGGGACAGCUUGGAGCAGGGAAAAGCGAAGAAGGGCGCCCUCUCGGAGCUGACAGGUUCCAUGAGCCGCGCUGCCGGCAAGAAAAUCAACCGCAUCAUCAGUUUCUCCAAGAAGAAGCCCCCUCUGCCCGGAGACCCUCACACAGCCUCCCUCUCUGACCCACGCUGCGGUCAUUUGAAUGUGCUGGUGAACCAGAGCUGGAGGGAGCGCUGGUGUUGUGUGAGGGGAGGCACCCUGUUCCUCUACAAGGACCGAGGGGACCUGCAUGCCCACGUCAACUCUCUGGCCCUCCAGGGGGCCGAAAUUGUCCCUGGACUGGGCCCCAAACACCCUUUCGCCUUCCGAAUUCUCAAAAACAGCAAUGAAGUAGCUGCUUUAGAGGCAAGCUGUUCUGAAGAGCUGGGACGCUGGCUGGGCCUGCUAUUGGCAGAGACAGGAGGUGCCAUCACCCCCGAGGCCUUGCACUAUGACUACGUGGACGUGGAGACCAUCAGCAACAUCCAGGAUGCCGCUCGACAUUCCUUCCUGUGGGCAACAUCAUCCAGCAGUGCUUCAUCUGACUCAAGAACCUAUGAUGAGGUGCCAUAUGAGAGUGUGCUUCUGCAGGAGGAGGCCAAACCCAGGCCAGGCUCCCAGGUCAAACGUCACUCGUCCUUUUCCAGCAACGAUGCUCCCAAGGUGGAAUCCCAGGUCACCGUCAAACGUCACGGAUCUUGUAAGUGCUUACAUGCAGCUGUGAACCAAUAUGGGAAGUACGGGAAAACAAGAGCGGAGGAGGAUGCCCGGAGAUACCUGAAUGAAAAAGAGGAGCUCGAGAAACAGAAAGAAGUGAUCAGGCAAACCUUGGUCUCACUACGCAAAGAGAAGAGGAACAUCAAAGAAGAACUGAAAAAUGCAACAGUUAAGCAUCAGAAGGUCCUUGAGCAGCGCAUGGCUAAGGUGGAGGAAAGCUGUAGAGGGAAGGAGAGCGAGAGAGUUGACCUUGAGCUGCGGUUAACAGAGGUGAAGGAGAACCUAAAGAAGUCUCUGGCUGGGGGCAUGCUAGGAGGACCCACAGAGGGCAAGCCCAGUUGUAAGCUCCUGAAAAAUCAUGUGGGAAAUGUGUACAGUGAAUCAUCUGUACCAGUGAAUAGUGCAUCUGAGAUGAAAAAGAGGCCUCCCUCGAUCUACGCAUCAAGCCGAGGAAAUGUGAUACAAAAAGCAAAAGAGUGGGAGUCCAAGAAAGGAACUUCAUAAGCACUGUUCCAGCAAUAUGGUGACUGGACUGGAGGACAUGGCUGUCAUGUGAUUAUGUCUGUGUGCUGGGGGAAAUUAUGGCUAUGACUGUGUGUGUGUGUGUGUGUGUGUGUGUGUGUGUGUGUGUGUGUGUGUGUGUGUGUGUGUGUGUGUGUGUCUGUGUGUGUGUUUGUGCACGUGUGAAAAUGAGGAAAAUGGAGAUAAAGAAUAUUUUGCUUUUUUGUUCACACCGUUUUGCCCUUCUACACCAUGUUCACUUUUCACCUGAAGAUUCUACUGCCAGUGGAUGAGUGAAGAAUCGAUUGUCUGUGAAUUUCCAGAGUUGUUUGACACACCAUUGGACUAUGCCUACUAUGUCCAGGGAGUUUUGAUGGUGCUGUAUGUGUUGAUGUAUGUGUGGUGUGUGUGUGUGAGAGAGUGAGAGAGAGAGAGAGAGAGAGAGAGAGAGAGAGAGAGAGAGAAAGAGAGAGACAUAGACAGAGCUUAGUUGAAUAAGGCAAUGUAUGUGACGGAUAGUAAAAGGGAAAGGAAUGUUUUAGGCAAAAAGUACUUUUUUUAAGACCACAAGAUACCUACAGUCUGCAUUUGACUGCAUUUUACCAGGUUUAUUACUGAUUUUCUUUACUGGUAAAUGUGUACGGUGCAAUGUUUUCAACUCUUUUGUAAUUAUGUAAGUGUGUGGUUAGAAAGAAUUAUGUCAUUUUGAAAUUUCAUAAAAAUGGAUCCUUAGGCGGGGAUAAUACAGACCAACGGCAAACAGUACAAUUUGUAUGGUUUGCUAUAGUUCAGCAGCAGAACCGCUGGUAUUCCCUCCAAACCUGACAGUUACUGCACUGUCUCUCACAAUGUCAGUUGUAUAAAUAGGACCUUAUGUUAGUUUACAGGUUCAAUGUAAAAAAAAAAAUAAUGAAAGCAAGUCUAUUCUUUAGCCUACUGUUGAACUCACACUUACUUACAUUGUUUCUGUCAGUGCUUGAACUUGACCAAUUCUAUUUAUUGAUUUGUACCUGUGAAUAAAAGUCUCUUUAUUAUAA